Tigriopus californicus is the source of this 1402-nucleotide messenger RNA. RefSeq lists its product as uncharacterized. The transcript has 5 exons. The record is from RefSeq and is a predicted model, not a curated record. Bases 81 to 1058 code for a protein of 325 amino acids. Gene Ontology annotation, biological process: carbohydrate metabolic process. NCBI's taxonomy places the organism in Eukaryota, Metazoa, Arthropoda, Copepoda, Harpacticoida, Harpacticidae. Gene Ontology annotation, molecular function: hydrolase activity, hydrolyzing O-glycosyl compounds.
UUUUCACAUGUUAUCUUUAUCUGCAUGUGUGCAGUUUGGUGAUAAAAAGUAUUAAAUACUAAAUAGAUGUUGAUAUCAACAUGCUCUUCAGAGGGGUAGGAUUCAGUUACUUUACAAUCCAGAAACGAUUCAGUUGGGGCAAAAUGUCGCUCUUCCGUGUACUUCUGUUUUCAAUCUUACCCAUGAUUGCAUUGGGUCAAAUGUUCGUCGAGUCAUAUUGGGAAUCCUGGGUACUAAAGGAUUACCCUGACGAUUAUUGCGCCCUUCUCAAAGACGUACCUGCAUCACCCAUCGGCAGCACAUUUGGCGCCAAUUAUAUUGAUAUCGCAUUUGGAGAUUAUUCCGGUGGGUUUGGAGGCGUAGAAGUCAAUGACUCGGUGAUUCGCGAGGGCAUUGAAGCUAUCCACGCCAAAGGUGGCAAAGUCAAAAUUGCCUAUGGUGGGGCUCUAUACUCCAUGCAGAUCUAUAUUCAAAACCAGAUGCAGGCCAUGGCUUUUGCGCAAUCUCUCAAGGAUGUGAAAGACAACUUUGGGAUUGAUGGCGUGGACUUUGAUGUAGAGGACGGCGGUGUGGAUGGCCAACUUCAAAUGGAAGUCAUGAAAGCCGUUCGAGCCACAUGCGGGGACGACUUUCAUAUCAGUUACACUCUGCCAUGUUUGUCGUCGCAAUUCGAACCUUGGACGAGCACGUUAGUCUUGUCCCAUCAAUAUCUGGAUGCUGUUAACGUGAUGGCUUAUGAUUACUAUUGGCCGGGUUAUAGUUUUGACCAAGAUAUUGCAGUUUUGGAAGGCCUUGGAAUCCCACGGUCUAAGAUGGUAUUCGGAUUGAUGCCUGGCCAUCAUGAUGCUGGUAACGAGUAUACGUCCCUCGAUGAGGCCCUUAAUAGCACAAGGUUUGCCAAAUCAUCUGGUUUGGCCGGCAUGAUGACUUGGGAUAUCAACCGUGAUUGUGAUCAGAGGAAAGGGUAUCCUCAAGGAGACGAUAAUCUCUUUCAGACUGGUCUACCACCGGCGACUUUCUUGAACACUAUCAGUGCUGAAAUAAAUAAUGGAAAUUAAAACGUUGUAUGAUCCCUCCAUCCAUUGUUCGCAUCAAGCUUCUAUCCAUACUUCUAUCCAUACUUCUAUCCAUUCAAGCUUACCCUGCAUUUUUUUCAUUACCGUUUUUUUCAUUUCAUUUCAGGCAUCGAAAAAUGGACCUCCAUCAAUCAUGACCCAGUUUAGACUCAGGAAUUCAACAAUUUCAUGGAAAUAUCAUUUACUAUUCUAGUUAUGUAGCUCUCUUCCAAAUAAUCUCUCUCAUUCUGCUUCAUUUUUGAAGCCUUUCCGAUUCAAUUCAAACAUGUAAUAUCAUAAUUACUACAGUUUAGUUGGUUAUUGUUAAUACAUACAGUAUCAAAUUA